Messenger RNA from Verticillium alfalfae VaMs.102, 2190 nucleotides. RefSeq lists its product with no specific name. Lineage: Eukaryota; Fungi; Ascomycota; Sordariomycetes; Glomerellales; Plectosphaerellaceae. The record is from RefSeq and is a predicted model, not a curated record. The coding region runs from base 1 to 2190 and encodes 729 amino acids. The transcript has 2 exons.
AUGGAUCAGCGUACCGAAAGCUCAGUGCCACGGAGCCCCGGCAAUCAAGGUGAAGGCGGCCAAGCCUCCCCCGAUCACCCGGAUGAAGGCAUCCUGGAUAGGAAACGACCUAUCACCGGCGUAACGACAAGUUUCACUUCCGGCUUCAGCCGCAAACAAACCUCGACUCCUGCCUCAGGCGCCACCCCUAUUUCGACGUCAACUGUCAUGGCUUCGCGCAAAGAAGCGUCCUCAAAGACAUCUAACACCGACUCUUCGCAUUCUUAUAAAGGAGACCGCAAGCCGUCAAAUGCGUCAGGGAAACCAGCUGUCAGGGAUAUUGUCUCCUGGCUGGAACACAAGAAGCCAAUUGCUACUGGGAUGACCGAGAGACCCUUACGAAAGUUCACUCCAACAUCGUCAUACAGUGGCCAGGAGCCGAGUUCAAAGUCUCUUCCCGCCAACGUUGGAGCUGCCCUUGCUCCCUCUCGAUACAACGAGAAUGUCCCAGCUAUUGUGGCUGUGCCCUCGCCUCCGACAUGUGUCCCUGGAACGGAGGAGGACUCCUUGACGAUGCUCACGUAUCAAGAAUUCUUUGCAAACCAGGCGCUUGGCUUGCCCUCGGAGGACCAUUCGCCGGACGACUUACAUUAUCCUUGCGGUAUGACUUCGAACAGUCGCGUCUACGGAAUUAAGCAUGAAUCUAGCGGGAGGGAUGUUCCUUCAUUCAGCAAUGGUGAGUUUCCGCAUCGAUUUUCUUUCUGUCAGAGGCAUCUUCUCAUGACCAAAGUCCCUGGAGAUAGUGCUGCCGAGGCCAAGGCGAAUAUCGAAUGGCAGAUAGGCAAAAUGGAAUGGGUUCGUGGCCACCUCGACAUGCCCGACGAGGAAGUUAACAGAAACGCCGAGAAGCGUGCGAUUAGGUCCGGAGAGAAGAAGCUCAUCCGUGAGGCCACCAUUAGUAACAGGGCUCUCGCAGCUGCCCAUAGCGACCACGCAAACCGAGGCUCGCACGCUUUGUUCCCCCCUAUCACAGAUGACACCAUGGUUUGGCGGGACCGCAGGGUUGCAGGAUCUCUUGUCCGUGCUCCCCAAGAUGACUCUGACUCCGACGAGUUCAGGUUCGACAACAUGUAUGGGUUCCGCUCUGGGGCCGCCUAUAGCAGUCCAAUACCCGCCCCUCUACGUUUACCCUCAAGACAACACCAGCCCGAGUUGCCUUUGCAGGGUGACCAGCAGGUCCAGGCUGGAGAAAUCGCAAUCAGGCCGCUUUGCCUGCGCAAACCUAUCACCAGUAACACCAAUGCCAUGGCGUCGAGUCCUGACUUCGGCCACGCUGAUCCUAUAGCAAGCUCUGCCAUACAGACCACGCACAGAGCAUUCCUGGAUAAUGACGACCGCCUGGACGGACCUUCUCAGGGUUUCCAUCCGAAUCUAGACAAUGGGAAGGCGGACUGGAAGUUCCCUCGAAACUACACAGGCUCCGCCAGCCGCUCAAGUGAAUCUUCCUCAACCAAGGCGCCACAGCCUGCCGAAGAGACCCCACACCCUCAAGUCAACAAUGCAUCAAACCAUCACCCGAUCGCAGCAAGGUCAUCGUGCCGUACCAGCUGGGACGCAAUGACGAUUCAGGAGAAGCUCCGGGUUCUCGACGCCUUCUUCGACAACGACGCCCCCAUCGGCUCCCACCUCCCGCCCCUCAUAAAGGAGCAGCAAAUCCUGUACGACGAAGUCUUCGCCAAAGUGCUCGCCGUGCCCUCCGAGCAUGCAGAAACGCCUCAACUCAAGGCAGAGCGCGACGCGGCCCGAGCCAAGAAUAAAGCGGCAGGUGACCGCAUCUCCAGCGCCUAUCACGAUUCGAUGAGGCGGCUCCUGCCCCAUGACCAUCAUCAGGUCGCCUUCCCACAUCAGUCCCACUCGUUUUGCCCAGCUGACGGCAGGAAAGAGGCUACAGAAACACUCGGCGUCUCUCAUGGAGGCCCAAAGACAGCAGUUGACACGACGAGGAUGAAUAGCGAGAGUUGGCGCGACCACUUCAGGGGCACUGAACCGCCGCCAGGGAGAGGUCCGGGGUCCGAGCCUAGGAGGCGCUUAGAAGGAGUCCCGCCCUGUCCAACCCGCCGAGCGCCUGUCGUGCCUCGUGAGGGGGGACGGAGGUUCCGCCGGGCCCUGACUGAGCCACCCAACCCGCCGACGGCAUAUGACUGGAGUUGA